UUGAUUGACUGCACUUUGUGUAUAGACGCUCCUUUUUUGGCUUGGUUUUCAAUUCAUUGAGAACAUGGAGGUAGAAAUACUUUAUUGGUAGAGAGGAAACAUACACCCCUUCUGUUCUUGUCUCCAUCCUCUUAUCUUCUUGGUUGUGUCACCUAUUAACCAUGGCUUCAACCUCCUCCUCUGUGGCCACCACCAAUAAGCGUAAACGCUCCCCUAGUCCUUGUCCUUCCGAAGAGUCGUCCCCAUCGUCCCCAGAGGCCGGGGGAAGUGGGGGAAGCUGCAGUAACUCUCAUGAUCUCAAUGCAGAGGUUGUGGUUAAAGGUAACACAAGAGGUAUUCUAGGGCCAACCAGGAAGAAGAGGAAACGUGUGUCAUUUGAUGGCGUGACAGUCUACUAUUUUCGGCGUUCUCAGGGUUUCACAUCUGUACCUAGCCAAGGAGGUUCCACGUUAGGAAUGCUGCCUAGACAUGAACUGAAGAAGAAAUUCAGCCUGUGUGAUUACUCCACUGAGCAGGAGCGCAUCCACCGCAUCAUCCUCAAGAGGCAGUUGAUUGAGAAACGUCAGCAACAGCUCCUCGAGAGAGGAGCACAAGAGUUGACCUCGGAGGACGUCUCCGAGGAGGAGAUCGAAGACGAAUUGAACAGCAUCAACAUCUCCGAUUACUACUUCCUGCAGCCCAUCCCCACGAAGCAGCGGCGUGCUCUGCUGCGUGUCGCGGGAGUCAAGAAGGUCGACAACCUGGAGAAGAUCGACUUGAAGAAGAUACGCAUUUCUCGAGAGAGCUGUGGGUGUGACUGCAGGGCAUAUUGUAACCCAGCAACGUGUGCUUGUGCAGCAGCUGGCAUCAAGUGUCAAGUAGACAGGUUAUCUUUCCCCUGUGGCUGUACCAAGGAAGGAUGCAGUAAUCCUGUAGGCAGAGUAGAGUUCAAUCCUGUCCGCGUCCGAACACAUUUCAUCCACACUAUUAUGAAACUAGACGGUGAGAGGAGUAUGAACGGAGAGGGUCCAAGCGGUAGUGACAGUCUCGAGGAGGACGAGGCACAUUUAUUAAAUCGGACUUCUGUGGACUACACCACGUCAGCAUCUUGUACCAAGCCUUGCUGUGAUAACUCCUCGUCGUUAGGAGAUAACAUGGUGGUAGGGUACAACAAUUCAUUAAGUCAGGUCAACAACGGACAAAUGGGUUGCACCUCCUCCGAAGUCAGUCACGUGUAUCCUGUUCAUAAUCCGGAGUAUGAGGUAUCGGGCGGUCCCAACGUGGAGGCCAAUAUUCCAAUUGAGGUCAAGCAACAUCUGAACGUGCAAGACCUCAUUCCACGUAUGUUGCAGUACAACGACGGGGACGAUACCUUAGUGCAUCAUCAUCAUAAUCAUCAUGUUGGUAUGGAAUGUAGCAGCGACGGUGUCCCUACUCUUCAUACUUAUUCGGCAUCGGAUGACAGCAUUCUGACAUCCACCUCGGAAUCUAGCUCCAACGACAGCUACCAAUAUAAUCAAUGUGAUGAGUUUACACUCAAAGAAUCGGCAACGUUUGCAGAAAUGAAUAAGACCGUGUCUAGCUCUGUAGACUCCAGUUUCGCCGAGGGUCCUUGCGCUAAAUUAACGACCUUGGACGAGAGCUCCGAGUUACCUCUGGGGUUGUCCAUGGGAAGUAGCAACACAUUCACAGAUCUGAAUUCUCAUAUUCCCACUUUUGCAGGUAGCUUUGGAAGUAGCGUGACUCCACACUCUUCCAGCUGUGUAACAAGUAGCCCCAGUAGUUAUGGAAAUGAGAUCGGUAUUGUUCCACAAGGCAGCCAUUCAGACCUUUGUGGUUACGGCAAAGAUGCAAUAUCCUCUAGCACGCCUGAUUCAGUGCCAUGCACAACCACUAGUAGUUAUACAAUAUUGAGUGCGUUGAAUGCAAUUGACCCCCUUGACGAGAUGCACGAACACGAGACUGAGCUAGCCACCAGUAAGAUCAGCUCCGUGUCUGUGUCCGUGGGGGACAGUUUCAAUCACGCCACAAAUCACUCCGAUUUUCACGAGUUGCAGAAUUGCAGCGCCGAGGCCGUGGUGUCGGGCAUGGUCACUGUGAAUUGCCCCAAUGUGAAGCUAACGCCACACGAUAACGGGCACGAUGAGCUCAACUGUUUUGAGUCCGUUAAAAGCAUUGAUGAACAAAACAAAGAUGAAAGCAUUACGUCCCCACAUUUAAUGUAAGUCAUUUUUACGCCACCGUAUUACAUAGAUGGUAACCAGGCAAAUAUUGAAAUACUCUAUUUAUUUUUUGUUUUCAUCAAUCUCGCCGUAUUGCAUUUUGGAAAAAGCAACAAAUGCACAACUCAGCUGGUGCUCUUGCCAACAUCUACCUGAAAUUCAACUUGUUAAGUCCAGGUACCAUGGAAUGUGACAUGCUUUGUUCAUUUUUAUGGUGUGGUAGGCCUACUUGAAAAAGGGAAAAAUAAUAUACCAACGAAAAUUUGCCGUUAGGAUUCUGUUACAGAAACCAACGACAUGCUGGCCCACUCAGAAGUAUUUUUUACCAAAAUGUAUUUAUGCCGGCAUGAAGUUUCUUGUUAAUAAAAGGGGAAAAA
Asterias rubens (European starfish) is the source of this 2578-nucleotide messenger RNA. Its product is annotated as cysteine/serine-rich nuclear protein 1-like. Gene Ontology annotation, molecular function: DNA-binding transcription factor activity, RNA polymerase II-specific; sequence-specific DNA binding. NCBI's taxonomy places the organism in Eukaryota, Metazoa, Echinodermata, Asteroidea, Forcipulatida, Asteriidae. Gene Ontology annotation, biological process: regulation of transcription by RNA polymerase II. Gene Ontology annotation, cellular component: nucleus. The record is from RefSeq and is a predicted model, not a curated record. The coding region runs from base 162 to 2204 and encodes 680 amino acids. The transcript has 4 exons.